AUGACUGAUCUAAGAUCAAAUGACACAUAUAAUGACCAAAGCUUUUUGGAAUAUAGUUUUGAUUCUCAAAGUUCAAAAAUUAUAUGCUUAGACAUUAAUAAAAAUAAAUUAGGCAUUUCAAUUAUAGAUUGUUCUACUGGAACUCUAAAAAUAUUUCCUGUGGAUUAUACCCUUAGUAGAAAAUAUGAUUCUGGAGAGUCCCAAUUUGAUGAGUUGAACAAAUAUAGUGGUGAAAUAAACACAAUAGUUGGACAAAUCUUUAAUGGAUUAGUUCCGAAUCUAUGCCUAGUAUCCUCAAGGUUAAAUGAAAGUACAUAUCAAUUUAUCUCUAACAAAUGCAAUGAGCUUAAUUGUAAAUUGGAACUUCAGAGCAACCGGUACUUCAAAAAAAUUGCAAAUAUUUUAACACUAAAGUUUGAAAGCAAAGAGGAGCAUUCGAUUCUUCAAAAUUUAAUAGCUCAUAAAGAACUUGGAACAAAAUGUACGGUUGGGACUGUUUGCUGCAUAUUAUUCUUUUAUAACCAGUAUUCUGCAGUUGACAGUUCAUAUAUACAAGAUGCUACCACUGAACAGUAUGCUAGUGAUAACAAUAUCGCGUUCGUAAAUAAACUUGAAAUAAUAGAGAUAAAUAAUAGAAUGCUUCUUGGUAACGAUGCCUUCUAUUCUUUACAAAUUUUUGAAUCGCAGUAUAAAGCAACCUGUUCUAAUACAGCUAAUAACGGGUCUUUAUCCUUAUAUGAGCUUUUAAAUUAUACAUCAACAUCAUAUGGAAAGACACUUUUAAGGUCGUGGUUGACAUUCCCACUCACUGAUGUCAUUCAAAUUAAAAAACGAUAUUCCAUGAUAAAGACAUGGCUUUCCAGUUCAAACACUGUACAUUUUGAAGAUUUUAGAAGUUGUCUUAAGAAAUGUCCUGAUAUUUUUACAGUUAUUAAUCAGCUAAAACAAGGCAAAGAAACAUUUCAAACUUGGCUUAAUUUAGAUAAGUUUCUAACAACUGCAGCAUCAAUAUUUCAAAUCAUUUGUUCUUUAAAAUGUCCAAACUCCAAUAAUCUGAUAUUCCAUAUAAGAACAACUAUUGAUGGUACAAAAUUUCACCAUUUAUCACAGAUUCUUCAAAAUGUUAUUGAUUUUGAUAUAUCAAAAGAAUUGAAGAGAGUAAUAGUCUCAAACAAUAUUGAUGAAAGAUUAGAAGAACUUCGAACAAUUGCGGAACAUAUUGAAGAUCUAAUAAUAGAAGAGACUAAUACAACUGAAAAUAUAAUAUUGGAUAUAUUAACUGAAACACAGAAGGACAAAAUAUACAAUAAAUCUACAAAUAAAUUAACUAAUUGUUUAUUUUUGCCGGAGUUAAGUUUCUUAAUAACGGUUAAUAAAAUUGUUGAAGAUCAUUUUGUAGGUUUUAGUAGUCUUGGUUGGGAAGAAAUAUUUAGAACAGACACAGAAAUUUAUUUUAGAACGUCACAAACAGAAUCACUGACAAAUAAAUAUGGCAAUAUUUACUCAACGAUUGUUGAUAUUGAAAUUGAAAUUCUUUAUAAUCUAAAACAAGAACUUCUGUUAGAAUCAAACUUGUUUUGUCAGUUUUAUACACUGCUUGGUGAAUUAGACGUAUAUCAAUCAUUUGCCCUAAUUUCAAAGCAAAGAAACUAUAUAGAACCAAUUAUAACUGAUAAGAGAUGCUUAAUAAACAUAACAGAAGGUAGACACCCAUUAUAUGAAACUUUUCUUGAAAAUUAUAUUCCUAAUGAUAUUUAUAUAGAAGGGGGUAAUUUUGAAGACAAUGAAUGGAAUAAACAAAAUAAUGAAAGAAUUCAAGUAUUAACAGGACCUAAUGCGUCGGGUAAAAGUGUGUACUUAUCCCAGGUAGGAUUACUUAUUUACAUGGCACAAAUUGGGUGUUUUGUUCCAGCAUUAACUGCAGAGAUAGGUAUAGUUGAUAGGAUAUUUACAAGAAUCAGAACUCAGGAAAGUAUUUCUAAAAUUCAAAGUUCAUUUGAAAUCGACUCAGAACAAAUUUCUGAAGCUUUAGCCCUAUGUAGCGACAAGAGUUUGUUAUUAAUAGAUGAAUAUGGUAAGGGGACGGAUGUGGUAGAUGGCCCAGCUUUAUUUGGUGCUAUUAUUCUUUUUUUAUCUGAAAAGAUUAACUGUCCACGAACAAUUGCAUGUACACAUUUUCAUGGGUUAUUUCAUGCCAAUGUUUUAUCUACAAACAUUUCUGGGGUAUCUUUCUAUCAAACUGAUGUUAUACAAUCUGAAAAUAUAGAUAUUAUCAAAAAUAUAACAAAUGAAAAUAUAGGUAUAACUUUUUUAUUUAAAAUAAAAAAGGGGAUAUCAAGAAAUUCUUUAGGAAUUUAUUGUGCCAAAAUAUGUGGAAUGAGGAAAGAAAUUCUUGAGAGGGCAGUUCAGUUAAAUGAAAGAUUAGAGCAAGGUCUAGAUCUUUACGAUGAAUUUCAGAUGAUUACCGAAGAAGAUAGACAAAGUUUUGCUCAGAAACAAAAAAUUAUUAAGGCUUUCUUAUCAUGGGAUUUGGACUUAGAAACCAAUACAAGUAGUGAAUUAUUGAGAAAAAAUUAA
Arxiozyma heterogenica is the source of this 2577-nucleotide messenger RNA. RefSeq names its product MutS family protein MSH5 (gene MSH5). The record is from RefSeq and is a predicted model, not a curated record. The coding region runs from base 1 to 2577 and encodes 858 amino acids. The transcript has a single exon. Lineage: Eukaryota; Fungi; Ascomycota; Saccharomycetes; Saccharomycetales; Saccharomycetaceae. Gene Ontology annotation, biological process: mismatch repair; chiasma assembly. Gene Ontology annotation, molecular function: ATP-dependent DNA damage sensor activity; ATP binding; mismatched DNA binding. Gene Ontology annotation, cellular component: nucleus.